AUGUCGCGGCGCAAGCAAGCCAAACCGCAGCACAUCAACUCCGACGAGCCUGGAUCGAUGGAAAAUGGGAUUCAUCAAGGUGAUUCCGCUGAGGAGAUUGGAAAUGAAGUAAAGAGGUUCAGAAUGGAUGAAACCAGAGUGUGCACCAAGUGCUGUGCUGAAUUCUUCGAUGAAGAAGAAUUUCUUGAACAUGAGAAAAAUUGCACAAAAAGUCAGCAAGUGGUCAUCAUGAAAGAUGGAGACGGCAGUGACGAACCUGAGAAAUAUUCACAGGGUUCUUCUGAAGGCCUUACCAGUGAUCACGAAGACAGCCACUCCAGCAAUCAUUCUCCAUCGCAUGCCAACACAGACCAGCUGGAAAGAUUGGAGGAGGAGUCCAGUGCAAAUGCAGAGGAUUCCAGACACCAGGAUCGGGGAGAGAUGUCUGCUAGUCCUGAGAUGACUUUCCAACCCUCGCCGAAAAGGCAAGAUUCAAAUGUUACUCUUGAAACCAUGGCUGACACUAAAGUGGCCGUUUCCCAAAUUCCUUCAAACACUUCUCAGACUUCACAGGAUGCCAUGCAGGCCAUUCCAGUAAUCUUGGAACAGCUAGUGUGCCUCCAGCAGCAACAGCUACAGCAAAUCCAGCUCACUGAACAGAUCAGAAUCCAAAUAGCCAUGAUGAUCCCACAGGGUCUCCAAUCAUCAGUAGAGUCAACAAUGGAUCCUCUGAGAGCCCUUGGUGCACAUCUCUCUCAGCAACUGUCUGCUGCAGCAGCACUGAUAGGAAAAAGAACCGGCAGUCAGAGCCUUUCCAUGGAGAAACUAAAGCAAGGUAAACUACCUCUACCCACUGGCACGUCUCCUGCUCUGAAUGCAGGAAUGGGCUCGAUGGCAUCAAACACAGACCUUUUAAAGGGUGCUCCAGAUCUAGCCGGACGUUUACCAGUACUCAUGCCACAGUCUCCAGGUGUUCUGGGUUUCCCUAGCGUGUUCAGUGGAGUCCAGGCAGGGAUCGAUGCCUCCAAAAAAGUGAAGCCAAAGAUGCUGAACAUCCCACCAGAAUCAAAGAAUGGGGACCCACUAUACAAGCACAAGUGCAAAUACUGUGGAAAGACUUUUGGCAAUGACAGUGCCCUCCAGAUUCAUUUGCGUUCUCACACUGGGGAGAGGCCUUUCAAGUGUAACAUCUGUGGAAACCGUUUCACAACCAAGGGAAACCUCAAAGUGCAUUUCCAGCGGCAUAAAGACAAAUACCCUAACAUCAGCAUGAAUCCUCAUCCUGUACCCGAGCACCUUGACAAUAUUCCGACCAGCAGUGGGAUUCCCUUUGGUAUGUCCGUACCCAUGGAUGAGUCAAACAUAACCGAAAUGAAGCCUGUGCUAAGUCACCCAGCGGCUGUUUUCAACCCAUCAUCCAUGCCAGGGUUCAAAACAUUUGAUGGCUUUGGGGGUGAUCCAUUUUCCCAGAGACCCUCGCCAUCAACAAGUGAUGGCUCCCCAAAUGUUUCGUCUGUGUAUGGCCAAGAGGCGGGCCUGGAGCCCAACCAGAAAGAUGCUAAAGAGCUGCUUGGAGCAUUGCACCACAUGAAUGGUAAUGCUCUCCUAGGGGAGCAAAGCUCUGGAACAGCAAAACUUCAGCAGAUGGUGGAUGGACUGGAGAAGAAGACCGGUGAUCCCAAUGAGUGUGUGAUCUGCCAUAGGGUACUGAGUUGUCAGAGCUCACUCAAAAUGCAUUAUCGCACACACACUGGCGAAAGGCCAUACAAGUGCAAAAUCUGUGGCCGCGCAUUCACCACAAAGGGUAACCUCAAGGCUCAUUAUGGUGUGCACAGGGCUAGCACUCCUCUUAAAAUGCAACACUCAUGCCCAAUCUGCCAGAAAAAGUUCACAAACGCAGUGGUUCUGCAGCAGCACAUUCGCAUGCACAUGGGUGGGCAGAUCCCCAACACCCCGAUGCCAGAAAACCAGUUUGAACCAGCAGAAGCAAUUGUGCCUUCUCUCUCAGUAGAGAAGCCUAUCGACGCCAACGGAUUUGAAGCCAGCAUGGAAGAUCAAGAGCCAGAGCUGAACAAGACAGCAAAUGACUCCUCCAAUUCCCUGCCAUCUGCUGCUGAGCAGCAACCACAGAAGCUUGCAGCCCCUGCAAUGUUAUCCAGCCUAGAUGUUUUGAAGAAUCUCUCCUCUGCUCUUGCACUGAAACGACAAAAUAGCACUACUUCAGAAAGUGAAGGAACAUCCAAAGAAUCCCCACCAGCUCAGAGAGAGCAGGAGUAUCAAAACGGCCGUAGUCCCUCCAUCUCAGACUCUGCUGCGUCAUUUCGCUCCUCUUCUCCGGUUAACAACAUUAACGGCAAAUCUCCUCAGCCUGCUCUUGAUGAAUUUCCCCAGAGCGGGUCAAAACCAGAGUCAGAUGACGCUAAAGAUGAGUCAAGUGGCGCACUUGACCUCACAGCUUCCAGCAGCUUCACCCCAAAAGCAAUUAAGGAAGAGCCUGGCAUGUCAUUUUCAAAUGGAGACUAUGUAGCUUCCAGUAACAUGCCUUUCAUGAGGAUACCACCAACGUUGGCCAGUCUAGAGAUGAAGAUUCCCCCAGAGAAUCCUCUGGGCCCUCACGGGUUGUUCAGCUCCCAUGUGCCUCAGGGAACAGCCAUGCCCUCCUCAGUCUCCCCUGCGCCACGACGAUCAGCCAAACCACAUGUGUGCCAUGUCUGUGGCAAGAACUUCUCAUCUGCCAGUGCCCUGCAGAUCCAUGAGCGCACACAUACAGGGGAGAAGCCUUUCGCCUGCCACAUUUGUGGCAGGGCUUUCACAACGAAGGGAAAUCUAAAGGUUCAUAUUGGCACCCACAUGUGGAACAACUCAUCAAGGCGUGGCCAGCGUCUGUCUCUAGAUAAUCCCAUGGCGUUGAUGGCAAUGACCCCAGAUGCAAAAAUGAUGCCAGAAAUGAUGCAGGCCCCCAAAGAGCUGGUCGCUCCUCCGAUGAACUUUGACCCAUCUCUGUGGAACCAGUAUGCGACUGCUGCCUUCAGUGGUGGCCUGACCAUGAAGACCAACGAAAUUUCUGUCAUCCAGGGAGGUGGCAUCCCACUCCCUGGGAGCCCUGCUGGUGGGCCCCUGAUUGGCUCCACUGGAGGCCUCAUGAAGAUUGAUGGAUCCCACUCAGGCUUGCCUGCCACCAUGGCUGAAAUUGAGAAAAAUGGCUCAGACAGUGUGCCAAAAUCACAGUUUCCACAUUUCAUGGAAGAGGGCAAAAUAGCAGUUAAUUAG
Messenger RNA from Pelmatolapia mariae (spotted tilapia), 3249 nucleotides. RefSeq names its product spalt-like transcription factor 4 (gene sall4). Gene Ontology annotation, molecular function: DNA-binding transcription factor activity, RNA polymerase II-specific; RNA polymerase II cis-regulatory region sequence-specific DNA binding. The record is from RefSeq and is a predicted model, not a curated record. Gene Ontology annotation, biological process: regulation of transcription by RNA polymerase II. NCBI's taxonomy places the organism in Eukaryota, Metazoa, Chordata, Actinopteri, Cichliformes, Cichlidae. The transcript is spliced from 4 exons. The coding region runs from base 1 to 3249 and encodes 1082 amino acids. Gene Ontology annotation, cellular component: nucleus.